UAUUAUUUUACAAUACCCACAAUUAAACAAACAUAUGUUAUAAAAAAAUUGCGACUAUUACUUUUUCAGAAGCUCCACGUUUUGACAAAUUAUUAAACCAUGAAGUUAAUUUUCUUGUUUAUAUUUUUGUUAGGAAUUUCAAGAUCAGAAGAAGCACACUCUAAUUCUCGCAUUAUUGGGGGAGAAACUGCUCAUAUCAGUCAGUACCCCUUUACUGCUGCCAUUACUGUUCAAACCAAUACCGGUCGAUAUUUCUGCGGAGGUGCACUAUAUUCACAGGAAUGGAUAAUAACAGCAGGACAAUGUGUCGACGGGGCAAUACUAUUUACUAUUCAGUUAGGUUCCACCAAACUAACAGAAGAAGAUCCAAAUCGGCUAACUGUGGCCACGUCUGAAUAUGUUCUGCAUCCAGAAUAUAAUCCGCUUACUCUGGAGAAUGAUAUAGGACUUAUUAAGUUACGAAUGCCGAUAGAGUUUACAGAUUAUAUUAGACGACUUCUUCCUCUGGCAUUGCAUGAACUACCAGCCAAACCCGAUCUUCGAAGUAUUGGAUGGGGACAAACUUCUGAUUCAAAUUCUUCACUGUCUGAAGAUCUACAAGUUGUAAGAGUAGCUUCUAUAACAAACGAUGAAUGUAAGAUUGUAUAUGGAAAUCAAAUCACUGAUAAAAUGGUUUGCGUUGUUGGUAACUAUAAUGAAGGUGCUUGUCAUGGCGAUGUCGGAAGUCCCUUGUUGGAUGCUUACAGUAGAUAUACUGCGAUUCAUGUUGGAAUUGCCAGUUUUGUAAGCAGUAAUGGCUGCGAAUCAACUGAUCCGUCAGGAUAUACCAGGAUUUAUGGAUAUGUUAACUGGAUUACUGAAGUUACUAGAUAAAAAUGGUAUCCUUAUGUAAAAUAAAAGUUUGAAGAAAGUAA
Molecule: messenger RNA, 914 nt
Organism: Zophobas morio
Lineage: Eukaryota; Metazoa; Arthropoda; Insecta; Coleoptera; Tenebrionidae
Product: brachyurin-like
Exons: 6
Coding region: 100-873 (257 amino acids)
Biological process (GO): proteolysis
Molecular function (GO): serine-type endopeptidase activity
Source: RefSeq, a predicted model, not a curated record